This is a messenger RNA of Acanthochromis polyacanthus (spiny chromis), 7280 nucleotides long. RefSeq names its product nephronectin-like. Gene Ontology annotation, cellular component: membrane. Gene Ontology annotation, molecular function: calcium ion binding. NCBI's taxonomy places the organism in Eukaryota, Metazoa, Chordata, Actinopteri, Pomacentridae. The transcript is spliced from 13 exons. The coding region runs from base 3508 to 5505 and encodes 665 amino acids. The record is from RefSeq and is a predicted model, not a curated record.
UCCAGACCUGAGGAAGACAAAGAUCAGAAUAUGUGGAGACACUAGAAGGACAUCUCCAGACCUGAGGAAGACAAAGAUCAGAAUAUGUGGAGACACUAGAAGGACAUCUCCAGACCUGAGGAAGACAAAGAUCAGAAUAUGUGGAGACACUAGAAGGACAUCUCCAGACCUGAGGAAGACAAAGAUCUAAAUAUGUGGAGACACUAGAAGGAUGUCUCCAGACCUGAGACAGAUUUAGAUAUUUAGAGAAACUAAACAACUUUUAUUUCACUGAUGGUCAAAAACCAGGUAGAAACUUGUUCAAAGUGACUCAAAACAGUGUCCAAAGUUAAAACUUUGAGUCACUGUGAUUAAUUUUAUUCAUUUUGAUCAUGUUUUGUCAUUUUGGCCAAAUUUUGAGUAAUUUUGUCCAUUUGAACUCGACUUCGUCACAAUUUCAAGUCAGCCUGGAAGAUUUCAGGGAAUUUUAUGUCAUUUCUAACUCAUUUUCAUCAUCACCAUAAUCUUCAACAUGCUUACAUGAUUUUAGCCAAUAUUUGAAGUCAUUUGGACCAUUUUAAUUCAUCUUUAACAUGUUUGAAGUCAUUUUGGUCAAAUAUUAUUGAAUUUUGGAUCAUUUUAUUGAACUUUUUUUCAAGCCAAUAUCGCUAAAUUUUGAGUGAUUUCUUACCAUUUAAACUCAAUUUUGUCACAAUUUUAAAUCUUCUGGAAAUAGUUUGAGUCAUUUUAGGGCAUUUUUUAAACUCUCAUAAGUUACAUGCUUACAUCAUUUUGAACAAUUCUCACUUAAGUUGGACAGAUUUUCAUUCGUUUUUAGACCAUUUUAACUACUUUUCUUUUUCUUAAAAGCAUUAAGCUUAGUUUUGAUGAAUGUUUAAAGUUGUUCGGAUCAUUUUAAAUUCAUUUUCAAGUUUUUCAAGCCCAAUUUUUGCCCAAUGUUAAGUGAUUUUUAUCAUUUGAACUCUACUUUGUCACAUUCCAAAUUAUGCUGGACCUCAUUUGAGUCAUUUUAGACCAUUUAAAAAAAAACUCAUUUUUAUCAUCAACCUUUUCUUCAACAUGUUUAACAUCAUUUUGGACCUUUUAUUUCACUUGGACAGGUUCUGACUUUAUACCAACUCAUUUUCAUUAUCUUCACUGUGUUAAACAUAGUUUUAAUUAAUAUUAAAAGUAGUUUGAGACCAUUUUUAAUUCAGUUUCAGAAUUCUUCCAAAUCAUUUUGGUCAAUUUUUAAGUGAUUUUGAACUCGACUUUGUCACAUUUUAAGUCUUGCUGGACAUAGUUUGAGUCAUUUUUAGGCCAUUUUGGAACUCAUUUGUGUUAAAUGUAGUUUUAACUAAUGUUUAAAGUCAUUUUGGACCAUAUUUAGUCCAGUUUUGAAAAGAUUUAAACCUAUUUUUGAAGCCAUUGUGGUCAAAUUUGAUCUAGUUUUGGACCAUUUUCAAUUAAUUUUCAACUUCUGUCAAGUCAAAAUUUGGCUAAAAUUUGAUUCGUUUUGGAAAGUUGAAAUAAUGUGGAGGUUCUGUGGAAACACUGCGGCAGGCACUUUAUUUUAGGGCUGGACCCGAAUAUCCUGACUAUCCGAAUAUUUGUUGAAUUCUGGUAUCCAAAACCAUGUGAUGCAUUCAAGUACCUCCUGGAAACUGACCUGAAAAUGAGUCAAAUCUUUAUGUUUCUACAGUUUCUGGCUGAUGAAAGGUGACAGCAGUAAUUUUUUAUUAAAGCUAGCCUGCCUUCAGCGCUCUGUGAGGUCUCAGAGUUCACAGGAUGAAACCCUUUAUAAUUAACUCAGAUUUAUCCUCACCUCCACAGUCGAUCAUGUUGUUCUCGUUGGGUCGGUCCAGAGGCCAGCAGUCGUACUCGCUGUUGUCCAAGUCAUGCCAACAACAAGUCGGGCCGACAAAAACACAAACCUGGAAACAACACAACACACAAAUCCAACAAACACUCACACGAUGAGAGAAAACUUGACCUCAUUAAUAGAAACAUGAUACAAAACACACAAUUAAAAAUCCUAUUUAUUGGUUUUAGACUGAACACAAAGGAAAAAAAACAUCUGGAGUCGUGCAAUAAUUCAAAGCAGUAAAACCAGAACAGUUUAGUGAAGUGAAGUGGACUUUGUUUUAUAAAUAUGUGUCCUUUAAUGCCAAAAAUAGAUUCCUCUAUAUUUAAAUAACAUGAAUUUAACUGGAUGAAAGUUUUUUCCCAUACACAGAGCAGAUGUUUGGUUUCUUACCCAGAUCAGCAGCUGCAGUUCCUCCAUGCUGACGGACUGAUGGACGAAUGAAUGAAUGAAUGAAUGAAUAAAGUGAUGACUGAUGACAGAGAGAAGGUGGUGAACUCAGAGUGAACAUCUACCGCCCCCUGCUGGUGGCUGCUGGGACUGAACUGCAUCAUUUCAAGUCAUUUUGGUCCAACUUAUAUUUUCCUCCUCCUCAAGAAGUUUAAAGCGAUUUUGGAAGAUUUUCAGUCACUUUGGACAAGUCUUUUGGCUUCUUUAAACAAAAUUUCCUUGAAUAUUAAUUCAUUUAGACUAUUUUAGUUCAAUUUUGGUACAUUUUAAGUGAUAUUUUGUCAAUUUUGUCAAUUUGAAACUUUAAAAAUUAAUUUUCACCACGUUUCAAGUCAUUCUACAACAAUUUUCACAUAUUUUCGUCACAGUUAAAGUAAUGCUGGACACAAUUUCUGUCAUUUUUUGACAAAUUAUGAACAUUUUGGACCAUUUUUAAUUCAGUUUCAACAUGUUUUAAGCCAUUUGGUGCAUUUUUGGCUCGUUGUUGAAUCAUUUAAAACAGAUUUUCAACAUGUUUAUAGUGAUAUUGGUGAAAUGUUCAGUAGUUUAGAGAAUUGAGUCACUUUGAACCGUUUUUAAUUAACUUUCAGUGUGUUUUUAGUAAUUCUGGAUCAAUUUUUAUCCAAUUUUAUCGCCAUGUCCUGACGAUAUCAUGUUGUAUGGAUGUCUGAUUUCUUCUUUUUUUGUGUGUGUUUAUUUGUCUUCUUUGUUUUUAAUUCUUGUGAAGAACUUUGUGUUGUUCUGCAUGAAAAGUGCUAUACAAAUAAAUAAAGUUUGAAGUUUGAAUUUAGAAUUUUUUAAAACUCGUUUUCACCUCGUUUCAAGUCAUUAUAGACCGAUUGUCACACGUUUUCACCGUGUUUAAAGUAGUUUGGACACACAGGCGUGCCUCUGUUUAAAGCCCAUAGACUGUAUAUACGGUCUAUGUUGAAGCCCCGCUGACGUCACCCCUCCUUCUGCACGCGACCGCCGGGGACGCGCUUCCACCGCCCGCGAGCGCGCGCAGAUCAGAGUUCGGUCGCUGCUGCGGAGUUUUGCGGCUUUUUUCUUUUUUUGUUUGUUUUUUACCGGAAGCUGCGCGGUUUCAGCGUCAGAACCGGACUUCUACCGACGGCCUGGUUCCGUCUCCCCGGUUCUGUCACCGAGCGGCGGGAUUUAACGGCUCUGGGCUCCGGUAAAGUCCGUUAAUGAAGCCCCGGUUCUGCUGAAGGCGGAUGUCUGCCGGUUGGAGGAUGCGCACUGCGGUUCUGCGAACUGCGGUUCUGCUGUCCUGGUUCUGUUUGUGGACCCGGAGCCAAAGGUUGGACCCCGACAGCUGGUCCGACGGAGCCGUGAUGACGUCAGACGGUCUCUGUCGCUACGGUAACAGUGUGGAGUGCUGCUGGGGAUGGAAGCCGAUGGACCGAGGACGAUGUCAGCCCGACUGUCAGCAGGGAUGUAAACACGGUGACUGCGUCGGACCCGACAGAUGCAAGUGUCACCCCGGAUACACCGGCAAGGCCUGUAACCACGACCUGAAUGAAUGCGGUGUGAAGCCUCGGCCCUGCAAACAUCGAUGCAUGAACACAGUGGGAAGCUACAAGUGUUACUGUCUGGAUGGAUUCACCCUGAUGGAGGACGGCAGCUGCAGGAAUGCUCGGACCUGUUACCAUGCCAACUGUCAGUACGGCUGUGAGGUCAUCAAGGGGGCGGUCCGAUGCACCUGUCCGUCGCCGGGGUUACGCCUGGGGCCGGACGGACGCACCUGCAUCGACGUGGACGAAUGCUCGUCGGGCCGCUUCGUUUGCGCUCGCCGCAGGAAAUGCGUCAACACGUUCGGCAGCUACACCUGCAGAUGUCACCUGGGGUUCAGACUGAUGUUCAUCGACGGACGCUACUCCUGUAUCAAUAAAGACAGUCGGACGUUCUGUUCUCUCAAUCCGUCGUCUCCAAAGUGCAGAUGUAAAGACGGCAGCUGCGGCGAUAUUCCCAAAGUGAGUCUGGAGCCACAGAAACCAAGAACUACAAUUCCCACCACCACUACCACUACUACCAGUACUACUACUACUAGGACUAGUACUACUACUACUACUACUAGUACUAGUACUACUACUAUGAAAGCUCGUCAAACUGCCACCACUACUGUCCCCACAACAACCACUGCCUUAGCAACAACCAUCACGGCUACUACAGACGCUGCUACCACCGAAACAACCACUUCAAUACCCACUACUACUACUACUAGUACUACUACAGCUACUUCUGUUACUACUGCUACUACUACUACAACUUCUCCUGUUACCACUACUACUACAGCUACUCCUGUUACUACUAUAGCUAUUACUACUACUCCUGUUACUACCACUACUACAACAACUACUCCUGUUACUACCACUACUACUACCCCAACUACACCACCUCCUGCCACCACUACAAGUCUGAGUAUACCAACUACUCUGGUUACUACAACUGAACUGGAUACUACAACUCCAACAAUACCUCCUCCUCCUACUAUUACUCCUGUUACUACCACUACUACUACUACUACUACUACUACUACUUCUACUACUACUCCAAGUACCACACCCCCUCCUACUACUACCAUGGUUACCACGGUUGCCCCGGUGACGACCACCGUUAGCAACAAGAUCAACAACGACGUGACGCACAAGCAGAGAGGCGACGUCCACAUUCCUCGACAUCCGGGUCACAACCAGGUCUGGGAGUUUGACAUCGAGCUGGGAAACACUGCCGACGACGCCCGAGACGACCCUGAUGUCGGAGUUCUUCGCUGUUCCUUCGAUGGCGGAGUUUGUGGCUGGAUGUCGGACGGAGAUGGAGAUCUGGACUGGGAAACGGUUAACAACCCUGCAGGUGAGAGAUACCUGUCCGUUCCUGAACUCAAGGCGGGGCAAAGGAGCAUCCGUGGUGCUCGAUUGGCCGUCCAGAUCACCCCUACCUGGCGCCAUGGCGAGCUAUGUUUCUCUUUCUCCCAUUGGCUGACAGGGCAUCAUGUAGGUGUGUUGCAGCUGUUCAUCAGGAAAACGGGACAAGACCGAAGGUAUGGCUCCGCCCUCUGGAGCAGGACAGGUGGACACGGUUGGAGACACACGCAGGUUACCUUGACGACGCCCUCUGUGGACAAGGUGUUGCUGAAGGCCGAGCGCCGGAUUGGACGAAGAGGUCAGAUCGCCAUUGAUGACGUCACACUGAGACGGGGGGCGUGUCGAUGAAAUCACUGCGGAAUGAGGACGUUUUUCUCUCAGAUUGAAUUCAAAGACUGGGAUUGCAUUUAAAGGACGGACUCGAUGAUUUAUCUAUCGGACAGUCUCACACCCAGAGACGGGAGAAGAUUAUUUUUGGUUUCGAUGUCGUUGAUUUCAUCCUGACUACAUCUUUAAACAAAUAUCUCUCUGAAAUCUCUAAUUAGUCAAUGUUGUCUGGUCUGUAAAAAUCAAUCAGUGUCCAAGACGAUGUCCAGAUUUCAUGAAAAUUUUUCUCAUUUAAGAAGCUUUUUCUUCUUUAAAAAUACUCAGAUUGAUUUUCAAAGUAGUUGGAGAUAGAUAAUAAUAAAAUAUUUAAUAUUAAUUCUUUCACUUUUUUAAAAAGCUUGAAAAAGUCUUAAAUUUAAUUUGACGAAAGUCUGAAAUAAAUGUAAGAUUUAUUGAGAUUUUGGAGCUAAAACCGACAAAUUACCUAAAACUGACCGACUGUUACAACUUUAAAAAGAAUAAUUUGAUUUAAUUUAAUUAUACAGACAGACAUUGUUCCACAUCAUUUCUGCAGUUAAAACUAGUUCAUACUUCAGUAUUACAGUUGAAUUCAAAGGUCUAAAAACUUGAACAAACCCUAUCAAAGUGAAGCAGCAGUUAAAAGUCAACUAACUGGACUUUGCUUUGUUUCAGUGUAAAAUAUUAUCGAGUUUAACUGAAACAGCGACGUCACGUUAAGCUGAUCUACGUCUAGUCAGUGUUCUUCGUCUCGUACAUAAAUUAAGUCUCCACAGUGUUGGUUUAUAUUUCUACAGUGUUUUAGAUUAAAUUUAUACAGAAAGUUGUUUUAUGUCACAAAUUUGAAAUAAUGAUUUCUAAUUUACUUUUAUAAAAAAGUUUCUCAUGUGAAAAUCAAAACAUUUUUUGUAAAUAUGAUACAGAUUUAUACUGAAAUGAUGUUUAGGUGAAUUUGUCUUUUUAACUCAUUUUUGAUGUCUAUAACCAUUGAGUGCCAUUUUGUGAUGAUUUUAAUGAACUUUUUUACGACUGAAAUUUUAUAUAAUCUGUUUUCUGACAAAAUAUUUCACUAAGAUGUUUUUUAUGACAUUCUGUCAAUGCACAUAAUUUAUCAUUUUUGAUUACUUUUUCAUGGCGUACUGAAUUCUGACUUUUUGAUGAAAUGUUUCAUGACGUACUCUGACUAUUAUGAUGAGGUUAUGGAUGAUGUUCUACAUUCUAUAUUAUGAUGGUAUGGAUGACAUUUUUGACAAUAUGGUGUUUUUCACAAGAAAUUUUAUGAUGUACGUAAAAUGGCGUUUUUGACGACAUACUAUACUAUGACAUUCUUGACAACGUUUUUGAUGACAUAUGCUAUGAUGUUUUUGACAUUAACUAUGAUGUAUCAACAUCAGUUUUCUUCUCAGCCUUUUUGUUUUUGUUCUUGAUGUCAGUGUUGUGUAUUUUUCUAUUGGCUCAGCAUGUUUCAAUGUGUCACCUCAGGAUCCAAUGAGAAGGUCAAAAAGAUCAUCAGGACCUUGUAGGGAGGUCUUUCUCUCAUUUCUCAUGAGGUGUUGUCUCUUUUUAAAAAAAAAACAAACAACAAAGACUGGGAUUCUAGGAAUAGAUGGAAAACUAAGAUGGGUCACACUUUCAGAACAGUGUCUGACCAGAAAACGGACACGCAUUCCUGAUUUACUGUUUUGGAAAUUCCCAAACACACGAGUCUCUCUGUUGAGAACAGAAUGAACUGUGUAAUUUCAAAAAUGAUACAGAACAAUAAACUUGCUGAAAAAGGA